Pararge aegeria (speckled wood butterfly) is the source of this 801-nucleotide messenger RNA. Its product is annotated as putative Ras-related protein Rab-33. The record is from RefSeq and is a predicted model, not a curated record. Lineage: Eukaryota; Metazoa; Arthropoda; Insecta; Lepidoptera; Nymphalidae. The coding region runs from base 116 to 781 and encodes 221 amino acids. Gene Ontology annotation, molecular function: GTP binding; GTPase activity. Gene Ontology annotation, cellular component: Golgi apparatus; endosome. The transcript has 5 exons. Gene Ontology annotation, biological process: Rab protein signal transduction.
UUCCAUUUAUUUUUUCAAAAUUGGUAUUUGUCCUUCUUUACACAAAAUCAUAAUAUUGAUAUUUAUAUUUUUACGAGUUAAUGUGUUAACAAUUUCAUCCGAUAAAAAUAAAGCAAUGCCAGAUCCCAUUGAACCAGUGCCCGGUUUGAAGCAGAAAAAAGUGUUUAAAAUUAUAGUUCUGGGUGAUUCUGGAGUUGGAAAAACAUGCCUCACUUUUCGCUUCUGUGAGGGGCAGUUUCUUGAUAAAUCCGAGGCUACAAUCGGUGUGGACUUCAGGGAAAGGACCAUACGCAUAAGCAAUGAAGAUAUCAAGUUACAACUUUGGGAUACAGCAGGGCAGGAGAGGUUCCGCAAGUCGAUGGUGCAGCACUACUACAGGAAUGUGCACGCUGUGGUCAUUGUUUACGAUGUCACCAAACCAGAGACUUUUCAUUCGAUAGCAAGCUGGAUGCAAGAGGUGGAGUCGCACGGGCUGAUGGGCUCGCCGCGUGUACUCGUGGGGAACAAAUGUGACUGCGGUACUCCGGAGUCUCGCCUGGCCACCACCUAUGCGCAGCGCCUCGCAGACAAGUACGGCAUGCCGUUAUUCGAAACAUCGGCGCUACUGGACUCUGAAUGCAACAACGUGGAGGCAAUAUUCAUGACGCUCGCGCACAAACUGUACUCCAAGCAGCCGCUGCGCGUGGUCAGCGUUGAGGGCGAACGCGUUCCAAGGCUGGUUACUCUAUCUCGACAAAAGAGGAGUAAUAACAUAAAUCAUGACAGUUGUCUUUGUAGCUAAACUAGGUAUACGUUAUAGAA